AUGUCUGCUCCAACUAUCCCAGAAACCCAAAAGGGUGUUAUCUUUUACGAGAACAACGGUACUUUGGAAUACAAAGAUAUCCCAGUUCCAAAGCCAGCUCCAAAUGAGCUUUUGAUUAACGUCAAGUACUCUGGUGUUUGUCACACCGAUUUGCACGCCUGGAAGGGUGACUGGCCAUUGCCAGUUAAGCUACCUUUAGUCGGUGGUCACGAAGGUGCUGGUGUUGUUGUUGCUCUAGGUUCUAACGUUAAGAACUGGAAGGUCGGUGACUACGCCGGUAUCAAAUGGUUGAACGGUUGUUGUAUGUCUUGUGAAGAUUGUGAAUUGGGUAACGAAUCCAACUGUCCACAAGCUGACUUGUCUGGUUACACCCACGACGGUUCUUUCCAACAAUACGCUACCACUGAUGCUGUUCAAGCUGCCAAGAUCUCUCCAGGUACCGAUUUGGCUGAAGUUGCUCCAGUUCUAUGUGCUGGUCUCACUGUUUACAAGGCUUUGAAGUCUGCUGAGUUGGAAGCCGGUCAAUGGGUUGCCAUUUCCGGUGCUUGUGGUGGUCUAGGUUCUCUAGCUGUCCAAUACGCUAAGGCUAUGGGUUACAGAGUCUUGGGUAUUGACGGUGGUGACGAAAAGGCUAAGAUGUUCAAGGAAUUGGGUGGUGAAUACUUCAUUGAUUUCACCAAGUGUAAGGACAUCAUUGGCGAAGUCGUCAAGGCUACCAACGGUGGUGCCCACGGUGUCAUCAACGUCUCUGUCUCCGAAGCUGCCAUCUCUGCUUCCACUCGUUACGCCAGAGCCAACGGUACCGUUGUCUUGGUCGGUCUACCAGCCGGUGCUUACUGUAAGUCCGAAGUCUUCAACCAGGUCGUCAAGUCCAUCAAAAUCGUCGGUUCUUACGUCGGUAACAGAGCUGACACCAGAGAAGCUUUGGACUUCUUCAACAGAGGUUUGGUCAAGGCCCCAAUCAAGGUUGUCGGUCUAUCCACUUUGCCUGAAAUCUAUGAUAAGAUGAUCAAGGGCCAAAUCUUUGGUAGAUACGUUGUUGACACUUACAAAUAG
Messenger RNA from Torulaspora delbrueckii, 1056 nucleotides. Its product is annotated as zinc-dependent alcohol dehydrogenase. The record is from RefSeq and is a predicted model, not a curated record. The coding region runs from base 1 to 1056 and encodes 351 amino acids. Gene Ontology annotation, molecular function: zinc ion binding; oxidoreductase activity. The transcript has a single exon. NCBI's taxonomy places the organism in Eukaryota, Fungi, Ascomycota, Saccharomycetes, Saccharomycetales, Saccharomycetaceae.